Molecule: messenger RNA, 238 nt
Organism: Acaulospora morrowiae
Lineage: Eukaryota; Fungi; Glomeromycota; Glomeromycetes; Diversisporales; Acaulosporaceae
Source: the annotation of a GenBank genome assembly
UAAAGGCAGGUUACCAUGAGGUGGUAGUGACAGAAUCCACGCUUAAAGCUAUUGAAGAUGCAAAGAAAACUCGACCAGACAGACCUUUAUGGAGGGUAUCUUCAACUUUCUUUUUUCAUAUUGCAAGCGACAAUCUGUUGCUUCCAUUAAAACCGUUUAAACCCAACGCGCUUUAUCCACCGAUCCUCGCCGGUAAUCAAGUGAAUCAUGAAUUGGGGCAGAUUAAUCUAAUGGAAUC